GUUUACAGCUCUUUUUGAACUGUGGAAAACUUUACAAAUAUGUUCUCGGAGCACCUUUUUGCUCAUUUAUAAGACUGUCAGAUAAGAAAAAAAUGAUUUAAAAUAAUAAGGAAAAAAAAGCCCUUAAAAGUGAUCUAACUUUGUGUGCUUUUAGAGCAUUUAGGCAUUAUCUCUAUUACAUAAGGCAAGGGGAGACAUAUGGUGUCCUCUUUUGAACUGACUAUUUAGCCCCCUUUCCCUUACUAAAUUACAAAGAUAAUAUCAAUAUCAAAAUGGGGAUUCAAACAAAGCUACCGGAAAUUAAAUUUCAACAUCACUCCCAAAUCACUUAUGUUAGGAAACUUUACAAAUCCCUUUCUAAAUCACGUUCAAGAAAUCCCGCAAAUCACUAAACUUUACAAAAAACUAAAAAUUAACUUACAAACCAAAACUAAUAUAGUAGGGCGUAAAUACAUAAAAAAACAUUCACAAAAUUCACUUACAAAUCAUUGUUCUCAAGAACUCACAAAUUUCACUUACAAAUUAUUCUUUAUCUAUAUGCAUAAAAAUCUGUAAAAAACAUAAAAUUUCGACGGGGAUAUCACACAUUUGUCCAUCGGCGAUUUGCAAACUUCCAAAAAGACUGAAGGGCGAGGAUGUGAGGGUGGAAGAGGAAAAGGUACUUGGGACUCCAUGAUUGAAGCCGACAAAGGAAGGAAGGCAGUUGAUUCCUACAACCUUUAUAAGGAAGAUGUUAAGCUGCUGAAAGAAAUGGGUAUGAAUUUAUACAGAUUCUCCAUAUCUUGGUCAAGAAUAUUACCUGAUGGUACUAUCCAUUCGGGCAUUAAUCAAGAAGGCAUAAAUUUCUACAACAAAUUAAUAGAUGAAUUGCUUGACAACGGAAUUACUCCUAUGAUUACUUUGAUGCACUUCGACCUGCCACAGGCUAUACAAGAUGAGUUUGGGGGCUUCUUGAGCCCAAACAUUAGCACACACUUCAAAGAAUAUGCAAAUCUUUGUUUCCAGGAGUUUGGUGACCGAGUAAAGUAUUGGGAGACAAUCAAUGAGCCUCUAAUUUAUGCAUACCUUGGGAAAAAGAUGGGAUUUCCUCCUCAACUUCAGACUGAACCUAAUUCUGUAUACACUGCUUACCACAAUAUCAUCUUAGCUCAUUCUGUUGCUGCAAAACUUUACAAGCAAAGAUAUCAGAAAAAACAAGGCGGUAAAAUUGGAGUUUCAUUGCCAAUUCAAUGGUCUAUGCCAUUUUCUGAUGAUCCUAAAGAUUUGGCUGCUACAGAAGCGAGUGUGGACCUCACCGUUGGCUGGUUUAUGAAUCCACUUGUGUAUGGCGAUUAUCCGGAAUGGAUAAAAAAGAACAUCAAUGGACUCCCAGAAUUCAACCAAGAGCAAAAGGAGCUCGUGAAAGGCGCCUAUGACUUUAUUGGUAUAAAUUACUACACUUCAAGAUUUAUGCAACACAAUUUCUCUUAUGAUGGAAUGACCGGUGAAAUCACGAUCACUUUCAAGACCCAAAUCGAAAAUGCCGAGAAGAAGAAUCUUGGAAAACCAGCCGAAGGACGAAAGGAUAUUUACCAUCAUCCUGAUGGACUUAAGCAAUUGCUACGUUAUAUGCAGAAUAAGUAUGACAAUCCUGAAAUGUAUGUAACUGAGAAUGGUAUUUCUUCACAACCUAGGAUAACGGGUUCGUACAAGGAUUUGUUAAAACACGGUAAAAUCAAAGAACUACAAGAUGAAUUAUAUGAUUACGAUAGAAUCAAGUAUGCUGUUGGACAUCUGAUAGCUAUUCAUGAUGCAAUGAGUGAGGGAGCCAACGUUAAAGGCUAUGUGGUUUGGUCAUUGCUGGACAACAUGGAAGUGGGAAGUGGUUAUGAUGUUCGCUUUGGUCUCAAUUACGUUGAUUAUUUUGACAACUGCAAGAGGUAUCCUAAGCUAUCCGCUAAAUGGUUCUCUAGAUUUCUUAAAGCUUCAUGAGAUACCUUUGUAUGAUUAUGUAAAAGGAGUCCCCAAAAUAUAGUAUUGUUGAAUUGCACAAUAUAAGUAUGAAAAAGUGUUGGUUAAGAAGGGGUUCAGUUUAAGAAUUUUAUUAUGAAUUUACUAUAUAUUCGUAUAAUUUUAUUUAUAUUUCUUAUCUGUUUAUACAUAAUGGAUAUUACUAAUUCAUAAAGUAUUUUGUAUC
Beta vulgaris subsp. vulgaris (sugar beet) is the source of this 2176-nucleotide messenger RNA. Its product is annotated as beta-glucosidase 13. The record is from RefSeq and is a predicted model, not a curated record. NCBI's taxonomy places the organism in Eukaryota, Viridiplantae, Streptophyta, Magnoliopsida, Caryophyllales, Amaranthaceae. Gene Ontology annotation, biological process: carbohydrate metabolic process. Bases 673 to 1971 code for a protein of 432 amino acids. The transcript is spliced from 11 exons. Gene Ontology annotation, molecular function: beta-glucosidase activity.